ACGAGGGCUGGGCGGGCUCAGGGAGGAGGCGGGAGAGGUGAGAGGCUAAGAUCCGGGCGUCUCGAAAGGCCUUUCUGAGACACCCUGCUCAGCCCGAGGGGAUCUCCCGAGGAAGUGGCACCUGGGGACGAUUUUCCUGUUUGACCAGACUUUCCGAACUCCCGCGGCCGGGCCUCCCAGACCCCUCGCCUGGGCUCGACCCUUCUUCUGGCUACCCGCGCCUUACCCUCUCCAAUUCGCCUACCGCCCCAGGGCUCGGCGAUUCCGCUGCGCGCAGUCCCCGGCGAGCGAGCGCCGGACUGCAGUCGUCGCCCCUCGGGGCUGGGGUGCUGGCGCCGCGUGGUGACUGCGGGGGAGUUGUACGCUGCGUGGACCUGCGUCUCCUCCUUGCGUCCCCCGCAGGGGCCACUCCUUACGGGACCCCGCACCGCAGCUCCAGCGCGCGGGCACAUGGGAGGAGGGAGGGAAACAAGGGUGGUGGGGAUGGAGAGGGGGAAAGUGAAGAGAGAGAAGGGAAAGGAGCCGGAGACAGAGAAAAUACGGGGAAAAGGAAAGGAGGAGAAAGAUAAAAAGAAGGAGGUGGAGAAGGAGAAAAUUAAGGAAAAAGAAAAGGAAAGGGGGAGGGAGGAGAAAAGUAAGAGUAAAGAAGAGGAAAAGAGGAAAGGGCGGGAGACGGAGAAGGGGAAGGAACAAUUUACGGAAAAAGAAGAGAAAGAGAAGGACAACAGCACGUUGGCAAAGCCGCCGCUGGAGCUGCCGGAGAAAAAUAAGCAGAUCCUAGUGCUGGGCCUGGAUGGAGCAGGAAAGAACAGUGUUCUCCACUCUCUAGCUUUAAACAGAGUCCAGCACAGCGUGGCACCAACCCAAGGUUUCAAUGCAGUGUGUAUCAGCACUGAAGACAGCCAGUUGGAGUUCCUGGAGAUUGGUGGCAGCAAACCUUUCCGUUCCUGUUGGGAAAUGUACCUGUCCAAGGGAUUGCUGCUAAUCUUUGUGGUGGAUUCAGCAGAUCACAACAGAUUACCUGAAGGCAAGAAGCACCUUCAUCAACUAAUUGGGACAAAUCCAAUCCUUCCUCUGGUUGUGUUUGCAAACAAACAGGAUGUUGAAGCAGCCUAUCACAUUACAGAUAUCCAUGAAGCUUUGGCAUUAUCUGAGGUGGGAAAUGACAGGAAGAUGUUCUUGUUUGGAACCCAGGUGACUGAGAAUGGCUCAGAGAUACCCUCCAUCAUGCAAGAUGCCAGAGACCUGAUUGCACAGCUGGCUGCAGACAUGCAGUGAUCAGGCCUAGGCCCACUGUGAGGCUCAUGAUUUGAACGUCACCAGGGAAUGUUUAGCGGCAGGCUGGAAGCCAAAAGUUUCCACUUUCCAAUAAAAAAUAAGGCAUU
Molecule: messenger RNA, 1385 nt
Organism: Aethalodelphis obliquidens (Pacific white-sided dolphin)
Lineage: Eukaryota; Metazoa; Chordata; Mammalia; Artiodactyla; Delphinidae
Gene: ARL9
Product: ARF like GTPase 9
Exons: 4
Coding region: 451-1278 (275 amino acids)
Molecular function (GO): GTPase activity; GTP binding
Source: RefSeq, a predicted model, not a curated record